This is a messenger RNA of Fulvia fulva, 1185 nucleotides long. RefSeq lists its product as uncharacterized. The coding region runs from base 1 to 1185 and encodes 394 amino acids. Gene Ontology annotation, molecular function: oxidoreductase activity. NCBI's taxonomy places the organism in Eukaryota, Fungi, Ascomycota, Dothideomycetes, Mycosphaerellales, Mycosphaerellaceae. The transcript has a single exon. The record is from RefSeq and is a predicted model, not a curated record.
AUGUCAUCGCGGCCACUCCGUCUCGGUCAGUCAUUGAUCAGAAACACACGAUACACACGCUGCCAACAGCGAUUAAGCUGUGUACCCUUCUCACAAUGCACGCGAUUACAUGAAACCGCCUCAACAGGCAAAACCACACCGAUCACUCCAUCCCACGACGCCCACCAGCAUCAACAACAAGACCAACCAGAGAAACGCUCCUUCGCCCUCCCCGCCCUCGCCCUCUUCGCGCUCGCCAUCCCCCUCGGCUGGUACCUCAUCCCAAAUCAAUACCAAUCGGGCCUCGCCUCCCGGCACGAAUUCGUCAAAUACACCCUCAUAGCAAAAGAGCCCGUCUCCUCUACAUCUUCCAUCUUCACACUCAGACCGACCGCCGGGGUAGCAUUGGACCUCUACGACCCUUCCCUCGAACGCGCUCUUACGUCUGUGGAGUUUAAGCAGCCGCAGUUGCAGAUUGCGAGGAGCUACACGUUACUGCCGCAGGCGCGGGGACAGCAUGAGGAUGAGGUGAGGUUUUUGAUAAGGCGGGAGGAGAGGGGGGAGGUUAGUGGGUUUUUGCAUCGAGUACCGGUGGCGGGUGAGGCCGAGGUGAGGGGCGUGAAGGGAGAAUACAAGGUGCCGGAGGAUGUGAGGAAUGUGGUGUUCCUUGCGGGUGGAACGGGCAUUGCGCCGGCGUUGCAGGUUUGUGAUUUGGUUGCGGAGGGAGAGGGGAGAGUGCAUGUAAUGUGGGCGACGAGGAGGAGGGAGGAGUGUGCGGGUGGACGGAGUAAUACUGUGCAAGAGAAGAAGGGAUGGUCCUGGUUCGGGUGGGCGAGCAAGACGGAGGAGAAACAGGUCGUGGACAGCGAGCAAGAGCAGGGCGUGCUGGUGCGCAUGUUGGAGGACGUGAAGGAGGAGGCUAGAGUGGAGGAUGGGCAAAGCAGCAGGAUCAUGGUGGAUUACUACGUUGACGAGGAGGGUACAUAUAUCAAGCCAGAGGAUGUCAAGACGGUACUUGACAAGCUGAGACAUACUGGUGAUGGAGAGACUCACGGCCGAAAUGUUCUGAUUGUCUCUGGGCCCGAAGGCUUCGUCAACUACUGGGCAGGACCGAAGCAGUGGAUGAAUGGUUGCGAGGUUCAAGGACCGGUUCGAGGAGUACUGGCUACAUUGAAUCUGGACGAUUGGGCUGUCUUCAAGCUAUGA